UGUGUGCAUCUAUUCGGAGGAAAGAAGCGAUAGGCUGCCUUUCGGAUGCGAACGUGCAAUCAUGUCACGAGCGCCGGGCUGUGCAGCGAGAGCGUCAGAAUAAUCCACACAGGCGAUAAACGGAAUCUACAGGAAUAAAGCAAUGGGGGGCCAGAUAACGCGAAAUGCCUUUUACGACUCCCUCGGCGGCCCGUUCCCGUCCACGUCACACCGAUGUCACCACAAACCCAAGAGGUGCCUGCCUAUCCAGUGUGGCAGUAUUGGUGGGACCCUUCCCAUGAGUCCACUUCUCUUCCAUCCAAAUGCCAAGGGAUCCCAAAUCGUCAUGGACCUUGCCCAGAAGACGGUCAAGAGGCAGGCCAGUUUCUGCAAUGCCAUCACCUUCUGCAACAGGCCCAUAGCGCUGUAUGAGCAAGUCCGCCUCAAGAUUACUAAAAAACAGUGCUGCUGGAGCGGGGCUCUACGUCUGGGCUUCACCUCCAAAGACCCCUCCAGGAUAAACCCGGAAAACCUGCCCAAGUAUGCCUGCCCCGACCUGGUGUCCCAGAGCGGCUUCUGGGCCAAGGCCCUGCCUGAGGAGUUUGCCAACGAAGGCAACGUUAUCGCCUUUUGGGUUGACAAGAAGGGCAGAGUCUUCUACCGCAUUAACGAGUCCAGUCCCAUGCUGUUCUUCAGCGGAGUCCGCACAGCUGAGCCCCUCUGGGCCCUCAUUGAUGUUUACGGUCUGACACGGGGAGUGCAGCUGCUAGACAGCGAGAUUGUUCCUCCUGACUGCCUGCGCCCACGCUCCUUCACCACAGUGCGCUCCUCCUCCCUGCGGCGGGAAGCUGAUGACUCCCGCCUGUCCGUCAGCCUGUGCGACCUCAACCUGCAGCAGGAGGACGGGCACCCCGCCCACGCUCACUCCCACCGCCACACCCUCCACCUCGCCUCGGCCUCCUCCUCCUCCGCCUGCCCCAUACCACAGAACUCCCUCAACUCCCAGCAGUCCUCCCUGCUGCCGUCUGCCCUGGAGAGCGACCUCCACUUCCACCAGCUGCGCGGCGCCCACAUAAAGACGCUGGAUGAGCAGACAGUGGCGCGAUCUGAGCACGCACGAGAGGAACGCACUCUAGUCUUCACCAACCGGCCCCUGCGCACCGGAGAGACCGUCUUUAUCAAAGUCACCAAAUCCAGCCCGGCACGCUCGGGCUCAUUGUCCUAUGGGGUGACGUCCUGCGACCCAGCCGUGCUGCGCCCCAGCGACCUGCCCUACAAUCCGGAGGCUCUGGUGGACAGGAAGGAGUUUUGGGCAGUGUGUCGAGUGCCAACGCCCCUCCAAAGCAGUGACAUCCUGGGCUUUUUGGUCAACCAGGAAGGAGAGGUCAUCCUCAGCCACAACGGCACCAAUGUGGGCAUGCAGGUGUGUGUGGACAACUCCCGCCCACUCUGGAUGUUCUUUGGUCUGCAUGGAGCUGUGACUCAGCUGAGGAUUCUGGGCUCCACUCAUCUUGGGGAUCCACGGACCACGUCGAACCCCAGCUCACCCUCCUCCUCUCCACACACCCCCAGCGCCCUGGGCAGUGGCAGCUCGGAUCCAGUGCUGAACGGAGGCCUGUGCUCCGCAGCUUACUGCAGCUCAGCGGGAGGAACAACCCCAAAUUCACCUGUCAGCCUCCCCAAGUCACCUACGUUCCCGUCCGGCCGCGGGCCUUUGUCUGACGAGUGCUCCAUCUGUUAUGAGAACAUGGUGGACACAGUCAUCUACGCCUGUGGACACAUGUGUCUGUGCUACACCUGCGGCCUCAAACUCAAGAAGAUGUCCAACGCCUGCUGUCCUAUCUGCAGAAGGCAGAUCAAAGACAUUAUCAAGACCUACCGGAGCACGUAAGGAGACUACGGCUAACUGACGGACGGCCUCCCUAAGAAGAGCAAAAUCCCAGAGUCAGGGAAAGAAAUGUCUAAAUUCAGGGAAUAUGAACUCUGGUACUUUAAUUUGGUAUUUUCAUACAAUUAUUGUUGGUUGGUUGUGUUGCGUGACCUUUUCCAAAGCCGGUACUGCUUCGCUUGGAAGGUCUCUUUCACUUUAGAGUCGCUGUCACAGCCUCCCUGGAGAGGCGGCACUUGAAGUGGCAGGGGGUUCCUCUGAGAAAUUGAAACUUACCAAAAGUGUCUCUCCUGGGAUCUUGGAAGACUUUAAAGGAGAGAAACUGAACGGAUUCCAAAAUUCUUUCAUUUCUGGAGUCAUGUUGUAAGAUUUAGGGACUGUAACCCAUCUGCGCCGAAGCAAAUGAGUCACUUUGGGGCUGAAUGUCUCGAUAAUAGUUCUUUUAGAGGAUGACUGAAACUCUGAAAUAUGCCGUCAACCUGAUGCGUACUUCUGACUUAACCAGUCAGUAAAAAAAAGCACACCGCGGCAGGUAAUCAUGUCAGUAUGUCACAACUUGUGUCUGUGUGUUACUGAGCAUUGGAAAAGAGAAGUCAGUCGGGCAGCGUAAUGAUGAAGUGAUGGAUUUCUGUAGUUGUCGUGGUGAUUAUCAGUGAGUGAUGUGCUUAGAGAUGCAAGGCGGUGCUGAGUAUAUUAAGUAGGAUUGUAACACCUCUUGUACUCGUAUAAUCUAAUGUACCUUAAUGGUAGUUCUAUUGCAAUCGUCGGUGGUAGCUACGUAUAUUGUUGUGCUAGCUAGCUGCUUGCUCUGCAAUGUGGUAUGUUGCACUGAAGUCGGCAUCGUCCUCUCAGAAAUGCCCCAUUACCGACGGAGAUGAUGAAGACAUUCAUUGGUUCAAACUAUCUACAAACCUGCGUCCAGCACAGUCAGCAGCUCCUGGAUCUGUGAAAGGAAACAGGAAGUGGAACAAAAACGGUAAGUCUCCUCAGGGCCGGCAAUGUUUUUUUAAGAAGAUGUGAACUACUUUCCCAAACGUUACCGUCAACCAUGCCUGAUACACUGUGAGCGCUAAUGACGAAUUGACAAGUCCUCGAAAAUAGUUCCCAUAACAACACACAGAGUCAAAGGAUUGAUGCCAUGGUAUCAGAAGCCACUACGGAUACAACAAAGCUUCCUGCCUUAACCCACAGGUUCAUUUGUUACAUGCGGAUGUAUCACAGUCUGUGUUUUCUGCCAUUUUCCCAAAACCCCCUGACAAAUCACCAAACGAUGCUGCAAACUGUCACAAAAUGUUCACUCAGAGGAGAAAAAAAAAAAGCACACAAAUUUAAACCUAUUUUUGUAACACAAGUCCAUGACAUUUCCAAUACUCAACUAUUAAAAUGUUUAAUAACCCUUGUGACAGGUCUUUCACCAGCAGCAAAUAUCCUUUACAGAAAUCAGUUCAGGGCAGGGUUAUGAAAAAGCUUGUAUUUUGAAUAUUUGUAUGAUUCCUUCCCAUGCCCUAACUGCAGUAUAAAAUGUCUUGAUACAUCCCCACAGAAAUUUCAGCUGGAAAUACACCGACUCAGCAGUAAGCCAUAGCUUAUAACAGAACAUCACUCAGAGCUGAGAAGCGUUUUUUUUAAACGUGAUAUUGUACUUCAUUUUGUAGAUAAUCAACCAAUGGGGCUCAAACUUAUGCUGCUAUGGUAUUUGCCAGCUGUCCUUUCUUGGCAAAUGCCGACAGUGAUGUUUCACACAUCCGUCCUCCCACAUUACAGUUUGAUUACGCUACUGCUUGAAGUGUUAAUUCACAUUUGAAUGUUAACUUAUGUAUUUAGAGAUAAAUGACUUGUAUUGGUGUGUGUGAAUUGAAAAAAACAAAGGAAAAAAAAGUUUUGUCUUUUUUUUUUAAAGAUUGUUUUGAUUGAUAAUAUCAUGAUUCUAAUAUUUUCUUUCUUGUUCAUCUAAAACCAUGAGAAUCUAAAUGGAUUCUUGUUUUCUAAUAGUGAGAAUAUAGAGGGUUGCUUGUACCUUGCGGCAAUAAGAGAUAUUGCAGUACACAAUCAGAACCUCAUUGCUUUGGGGUGCAAGAUAUAAACUCUUGGUUUUAUUACAAUCCCUGAAUUUCAGGUCGUCUUUUUUUUAAUUUACCUUCUUGUGUGUAAGCCCAUGUUAGGGAGCCCUUCUGCCCAUUCUGGUUUUAUAUCUCUUAUCAUGAUAUAGUCUGAAAGCCAUCACUGUAUGGUAAUGUAAAUGUCACUUUAUAAAGCUACUGAUUGUAAUCUUGUAAAUGUUUAGGCCAGCGUUGCUCUCAGAGACUCAAACAUGGCAUGUUUUAUUUUUGUGCAGACAUUCAGACCAAAUAGAAAAUGUAUUGAUUUUUUGAAUACAUUGUGUAAAUGUAAUCCCCUUGGUGCAAAACCCUGUAUUGAUUUGGGCUUUUUUAACAUUUACAUCCAUCCGUUUUUGGGCCGCAUUAAUUGCUAAACACUACACAACUAUAGUUUGGUUAAAGAUUUUCAACUGUAAAUGAUUCUGCACACACCUUAAUGAUGUGAUGCCGUUUUUAUUUUUGGUUUUAUUUCUGCCUUCAGAAUACUCGUAGGCUCCUUUGAAUGUUACUGAUCCUGUAAUGUACUAUUUAUUUGUCCGUCACUGAUGUGUGGACUAAUUCCUCUAAACCUGCUUUUCUUGCGUGUUUGCUUUCUUAUACAUUGCCACUAUACCGAUAUGACUCCUGUGUGUCCGGCCAAUCGCACAGCAGCACAUUUAGAGAUUCUUUCUGUAGCUCUUAGUAUACUUUUUGUCAUGCAUGAGUAAUCCGUUCUCUGCGUGAACAUCGGGACCAACAGUAGGCGAGCAUCCGAGUGGAGCGCUGUUAGUGUUCAUGUAGACUGGAACCAGUGGCUAGAAAUGCUAUAUACUGUAUAUGUCCAUUGUUGUGACAUAGCAGCUGAAGUACUUUUGCAAACCUGUAUUUUCUUUCUUUUUCAUUUGAAACAAGUGUUUGUUUGUGAGCUCUGUUCAGUGUGAGUCGGAUGAUUGUGGUUAAUAAACUUUCCAGAUGUG
Molecule: messenger RNA, 4922 nt
Organism: Morone saxatilis (striped sea-bass)
Lineage: Eukaryota; Metazoa; Chordata; Actinopteri; Moronidae
Gene: neurl1aa
Product: neuralized E3 ubiquitin protein ligase 1Aa
Exons: 6
Coding region: 143-1870 (575 amino acids)
Biological process (GO): nervous system development; negative regulation of Notch signaling pathway
Cellular component (GO): plasma membrane; postsynaptic density
Molecular function (GO): ubiquitin protein ligase activity
Source: RefSeq, a predicted model, not a curated record